AUGACUCUGCACGCCCUGCCAAAACGGGCGCCCAAGCCACUGCGGGCCCCCCUAAGAAGGUGUUUCGCAACUACCCCCCGCACCGCAAGCUAUGCGGAUACACUGCCAAACCUCAAGAUUGGCGCGCAUACCAAAGUCCUAUUCCAAGGAUUUACAGGCAAACAAGCCACUGCCAACGUCAAGGAGUCCCUUGAAUGGGGCACUAAGAUCGUUGGAGGUGUCAAGCCCGGUGUGGAAGGCGAACAUCUAGGCCUGCCCGUCUUCCCGUCCGUCAAAGCGGCCCAGGAACGCGCCAAGCCCGACGCAUCAGCAAUCUAUGUUCCGGGAAACCAGACAGCCAAGGCCAUUGAAGAGGCGAUCGAAGCGGAAAUCCCGCUUGUCGUUGCUGUAGCCGAGCAUGUGCCGAUCCACGAUAUCCUGCGUAUCCACUCCAUGCUUCAGACUCAGUCGAAGACGCGUCUGGUAGGGGCAAAUUGUCCAGGAAUUAUAUCCGCCAUCGGCAAGUGCCGAAUCGGCUUCCAGCCUUUGCCGUGCUUUGCGCCGGGGAAUGUGGGCAUUGUCGCCAAGUCAGGGACACUUAGCUACGAGACUGUUGCGUCGACGACCCGGGCUGGACUCGGUCAGAGUCUUUGUAUUAGUAUGGGCGGUGAUGUGUUGGCUGGUACCAACUUUGUCGAUGCGCUUAAUAUCUUUGAGAAUGACCCUGAUACGGAGGGUAUCAUUUUGGUUGGUGAGAUUGGGGGAACAGCGGAGAUGGAUGCGGCGGAGUGGAUCAAAGAUUAUCGGAGGAGGACGUUGGAUCCGAAACCGAUUAUGGCGCUCGUCGGGGGCUUGGAGGCACCCCCUGGUCGGAUUAUGGGACAUGCCGGUGCCUGGGCGGCGCCUGGGGAACCAGAUGCGCAAACCAAGUACCUCGCGCUUGAACGUGCUGGUGCGGUUAUGGUUAACCACCCCGAGAAGUUUGGCGAGAGGAUGAAGACAUUGUUCGCUAACCGGUCUAACAGGCCGGGUGCAAGUUCGUCCUUGGGGUCCAGCUCUCAAAAGCGAGGCUUUCACACCAUGAGACGAGUCACUCCAGUAUCCAGACUACCCGCUGUACAGAAGCGUAACUUGCAUAUCAAACAAUCCCAAGCAUUUGACAUGCUCAAGGAGAGAUCCAUUCCCGUCAAUGAGACAGGUUCCGACUCCGAUUUCUCUAUUUCUAUCACGGUCGACAGAACAGCUUUGUCGCCAUGCAUCAUCGCCUCGCCAAAUUCCGAGUUCGACGCAGCUCAGUCACAGAAGUUCCCAUUUCCCUAUUCUCAGACCGCGUUCGAGAAUAGCUCCAUUACCACUACUGUCGCCUCGCACUUGGGUCUCCCUGAAUCCGCCCACAAGAAGGUCGCGGGUUUCGUGCAAGCUCUAUGGGAAAUCUACAAGGAGAAAGAGGCAUUCACGCUGGAGACGCGGGUUGGCAUUUCCGCCAAUGGUGCCUUUGAAGUACACGGCGCACGAUUUGGAUUCGACGAUGCUGCGUUCCGUAGCUCGGGACGCCAGGAGGAUAUCCACAAAUUGCGGGAUAAGUCCGAAGAGGUACCUGAGGAGGUUGAAGCCGAGAAAGAUGGAAUUGUUUACGUCAAGUUGGAAGGCGAAGGAACUGUCGGCACACUCGUCAACGGCGCGGGACUUGCUAUGAACACAGUCGACGCACUUACGAUCCACGGCGGCCACUGCGCUAACUUCCUCGACACGGGUGGCAAGGCUACAUCCGAGACAGUCAAGUCGUCGUUCCGGGUUAUCUGCUCGGACACGCGUGUCAAGGCUAUCUUUGUGAAUAUCUUUGGUGGAUUGACGCGCUGUGAUAUGAUUGCCGAGGGCAUUAUCCUGGCUUUCAGAGAUUUGGACAUGAAGGUCCCGAUUGUUGUGCGGUUGCGUGGUACAAAUGAGGAGUUGGGACAGAAGAUGAUUGCAGAGAGUGGUCUUCCUCUGCAUGCUUUUGACGGGUUUGAGGAGGCCGCGAGGAAGGUUAUUGCGUUGGCUGAAGGUCAAUAG
Messenger RNA from Penicillium bovifimosum, 2031 nucleotides. Its product is annotated as putative succinyl-CoA synthetase subunit alpha. The transcript has 9 exons. Gene Ontology annotation, cellular component: succinate-CoA ligase complex (ADP-forming); mitochondrion. The record is from RefSeq and is a predicted model, not a curated record. Gene Ontology annotation, biological process: tricarboxylic acid cycle. Gene Ontology annotation, molecular function: succinate-CoA ligase (GDP-forming) activity; succinate-CoA ligase (ADP-forming) activity. The coding region runs from base 1 to 2031 and encodes 676 amino acids. NCBI's taxonomy places the organism in Eukaryota, Fungi, Ascomycota, Eurotiomycetes, Eurotiales, Aspergillaceae.